This is a messenger RNA of Centruroides sculpturatus (bark scorpion), 3164 nucleotides long. RefSeq names its product protein argonaute-2-like. Bases 1 to 2952 code for a protein of 983 amino acids. The transcript has 2 exons. Lineage: Eukaryota; Metazoa; Arthropoda; Arachnida; Scorpiones; Buthidae. The record is from RefSeq and is a predicted model, not a curated record. Gene Ontology annotation, molecular function: protein binding; RNA binding.
AUGAGGUCGCCGACUUGCGGAGGAAUCAGUUAUUCUCGCGUCAGGAUAACAAAGGGGCACAUGCGUCGAGGAAAUCUCAGCCAAGACACACUUCAACAAAUAAGUAAUCUGGGCCUUUCUUCGACAGAUCAGGAACCAUCAAGCAGUAAUAUCACAUCUCCCGUGGCCACGGCUCAUAGUACGCCGCCUGUUGUUACGGAAACUUCUACAUCAAUAGAUGAUCCAAUCCCUUUGUCUCAAUAUUUAUUAGAUAACUGUUCUAUAUUACUAAGAAGAUUCGGUCUAGAAUUAAAAUACAGCGAUAAAUUUCGUCAAUAUUUCGCCGUGCGACCGGAACCUGGAAAAGAAGGAACACCUAUCGAAUUAUUGUCAAAUUACUAUCCUAUUAAAUUUCCACGAGGAAAAAUUUUUCAUUACGAAGUUGAAAUCAAAAUGGAGAAUACAAACCAGUCUAAUAAGAAAAAAUAUAAAUGUCAGAAUACCAAGAUAAAGCGAAAGAUAAUGGAUACAUUGUUCACUGCUGAAGCAACCUUUUCGGGUUUUAAACCAGCAUUUGAUGGGAUGAAAAAUAUUUAUACAAGGAAACGCCUACCUAUAGAUUCUGAGGAAACAUAUUCUGUAACAGUCAACGACGAAGAAGGAAGGCAACUUGAAUGUGAAAUUAAAAUAAAGCCCGUUAACAAAAAAGACGAUUAUGGAAUCGGGAAUUCCAUAAGUCUGGAACCACUACAUCAGUUACUCGAAGGAAAUUACCGUGAUAUAACACCCGAAAUCAUUAUUGCAAUGAUCUCAAUGGAAACUAUACUAAGACACUGUCCUGCAUUGCGAUUGGUUCCUGUGGGAAGAUCGUUUUUUCAAAAAUCUGAAAGACAAGAUCUCUCAUUGGAUGGCAGUCGAGAAAUAUGGUUUGGACAUUAUCAGAGUUUGAAACUCACUAAGUCGGGAGCGAUGAUGAAUGUGGACAGAUCGGCUACAGUAUUUUUUAAAGGCGGACCCGUUAUUGAAUUUAUGCUGGAUGUUUUGUUUCGUGAUAAGAGGAGAGAGGAAGCUUUAAGAAAUAUAAGAUUUUUAACUAAGAAGCAAAUUAUGGAUUUAAAAGCCGAAUUAAAAGGCGUGAUAAUUAAAGUUACACAUCUUCCUUAUCCAAGAAAGUAUAAAAUAAGUGAUAUUACAGAAGAGAGUGCAAGUGAAACUUAUUUUAAUAAAGAAACCAAUGGGGAAGAGGUACAAAUAAGUGUAUCAGAUUAUUUUAGAGAACAAUAUCCUGGUCUUAGGUUGAAGUAUGAUAAUUUGCCUUGUUUGGUUUCCGAGAGACCUCCUUUAAGGAAAGGAAUGCCAAAGAAGAAAGUUUACUUGCCCUUCGAAGUAUGCGAAAUUAUACAACAACAUUAUAAUAAAAAAUUAUCAGAUGAACAUAAAAGAGUCAUGAUUAAAGAAACUACUCAACCGCCAAAAGAAAGAUUUGAAGAAAUUAAAAAUUUGCUGAAAAGAGUAAAAACUGAUUCUAGUGAACUUUGUAAAGAAUUUGGAAUUGACAUAAGUUUGAACGAGCUUAAACUUGUUGGUCGGAUUUUAAACACACCUGAACUUACCUAUAAAAACAAUAUAAUAACACCUAAGAAUGGCAGUUGGAAUUUAGAAAAUAAAAAGUUUUAUGAAGGAUCUCAAAUUGAUAAAUGGAGUGUAAUUAACUUUUCUGCUAAAUGUAGCAUGGGUGUAUUAAAUAAUUUUGCACGGUGUCUUCUUAACGAAGGGAGUAAACUGGAUGUAAAUUUAUCUCGUGAAUAUCGCAUAAUAAAUGGUAAUGCUCAAUCACCAGGAGAUGUCAUUAAGAGAGAGAGAAAUGAAAAUCCUUUUUUAGAACUAGUAAUAAUAGUGAUACCAGCUAAACCAAAUGAUUUAUCACGGAAAAUUUAUUCAGAAAUUAAAACUGUUGCAGAAACUGAAUUGGGACUGAAAACACAAUGCGUUAAAGACACAAAUAUUCAAAAAAAACCUCUGCCAUUGACUUUAAUUUGCAAUAUUUGCCAGAAAAUUAACGUGAAACUUGGAGGAAUAAAUAAUUCCUUAAGUCUAGAAAAAAAAUCGCCUAUUUUGAGUGAAGGUGUGAUAAUUAUUGGUGCUGAUUGUUCCCAUCCUUCUCCAGCAGAUGCUAUUCCAUACUCGAUUGCAGCAGUUGUUGGAAGCAUCGAUAACCUUCCUAGUAAAUAUACAGCGAGCAUACGACUUCAGCUACCGACAAGAAUUGAUAAUAUUAAUACUGGGAGAGAGAUUAUUGUCGAGUUGAAAUCUAUGUUAAUCGAAGUAAUCAAAACCUUCAAAGGAGAAAACAAAACAACGCCCAAAAAAAUCAUUUUUUACAGAGAUGGCGUGGCCGAUGGGGAUUUUCAUAAAGUAAUCGAUUAUGAAUUGAAACAGAUUAGAGAAGCUUGCAGUGAGUUGAAUAUGGAUAAUGAUGACAGAAAAACUACAGUUACUUUCAUAAUUGUUGGGAAACGACAUCAUACAAGAUUUACUCCUGUAAAUCCCAGUAAGGGAGUAGGCAAACAUGGAAACGUACCACCCGGAACUACAGUUGACACUGAUUUAGUGCAUCCGAUUUUCUUCGAUUUCUUCACAUGUAGCCACUUCGGUAUUCAGGGAACAAGUCGCCCUACUCAUUACACAGUUUUACAUGACGAUAACCGUUUUACAGCUGACCAACUUCAGUCUUUAACUUAUCAACUCUGCCAUACAUAUUCGAGUUGUACAAAGAGUAUAUCAAUCCCUUGUGCUGUAAAGUACGCUGAUCUCGCAGCAUACAGAGCGAAACAAUAUCUGAUUGCUAGCCAAUCAAAAAUACCGGGAAUAACAAGAGAAAUUUCCAAUACAGAAGUAUAUCAAAUACCAGAUGCCGUGAGAAUGGCCAUUGAAGUUGAUGAAAACAUAAAAAAGUGCAUGUUUUUUAUAUAAGAAGGAAUGAAGAUUAAACCGCAAUUGCUAAAUAAAAUUAUUUUAUCUCAAAUUGAUUUGCUAAUUAUUAUAAAAUGCAACCAAUGUAAUCAUUUAUAUUAACUUUAUCAGAAUAUUAAGUAAUGUACUGUACUUCAUUUUGUUUUUUCAAUAUCGAACAUUAAACCACUUUGUAUACAGAUAAUAAUGAUUAAAACUAUUUCUAUUUUGAA